Hippocampus zosterae (dwarf seahorse) is the source of this 2322-nucleotide messenger RNA. RefSeq names its product zinc finger protein 846-like. Gene Ontology annotation, molecular function: DNA-binding transcription factor activity, RNA polymerase II-specific; RNA polymerase II cis-regulatory region sequence-specific DNA binding. Gene Ontology annotation, biological process: regulation of DNA-templated transcription. Bases 266 to 1420 code for a protein of 384 amino acids. The transcript is spliced from 2 exons. Lineage: Eukaryota; Metazoa; Chordata; Actinopteri; Syngnathiformes; Syngnathidae. The record is from RefSeq and is a predicted model, not a curated record.
GAAGAAGAAAAGGCGGAAAUUGAUAAAUCUGCCAAGCGGAGGAAGUGGCAUGAUUCUAAAGUCAUCCCAUCCUUUAGUCUCAGUUUCAUAUGGACACAGUUUAUGGCGCUUAGCAGUGAAAUACCAUAAAGUCUUUCUGUCGCGAUCAUUUAACCUUCGUCGACUUGUCAAAGCUUCCAAAUUAGCUUUAGCUUGCUAGCUUCUGUCAAGACGACUGCGGAAACAGCCUGGAUCAGUUAAUUACGACAGCAGUGCACUCGUUAAGAUGUGUAAAGUCCGAAUUCUGAGGGCUUUGGUGGUGAGGCGACUAACCGAGGCCGCUGACGAGAUAUUCGGGCUCUUUGAGAGGACCAUAACGGAAUACGAAGAGGAACUGUGUCGCUCCAAAGAGGAGAACGAACGACAGCGACAGCUGCUGGACGCAUUUCUCAGGCCAAGUGUGCAACUACAAUUGGAAGAUGUCGAGCAGCCUACGGGCAUGAAAGAAGAGUUCGGCUCGGAGCAGCAUGAAUGGCAGGGCAAUGCGGGAGAACAGAAAACACUGGAGCCCUGCCACAUAAAAGUGGAAGAUCACUGGUCCAACCUGGAGGGUGAAAAUGGGAAUAGGACAGGGGAUGAAGUCAGGUCCUCGCACCUUCAUUACAGACAAAGCCAUGACACUAAAGAGCCGGCGCUCCUAACUAGCAGCUUGACUGCAGAAACCGCUGAAGACCACAGUGAAGCAUCAAAGCCGCACAUCCCCUCGGACUUAGGAGCUGACCGUAUGACGUCCGACUCGUUGGAUGAGAGUCUUCACCGCAACGUAGACUCCCUGGGUAACAGAAAGAAGUUUCAGUGCGGCGACUGUGGCAAGACUUACAUGUCCAGGGCGAGCUUGAAAAGGCAUACAAUGAGCCACACUGGGGAGAGACCUCACAGGUGCUCAAUAUGCGGUAAGAAUUUCACGCAACGUUCGGAUUUAGUCAUGCACUUACGCAGCCACACCGGAUUGAAGCCUUUCGCCUGCACGCUCUGCUGUUGGAAGUUUGCCAAAAAGAGCAGUCUGGUGUUGCACAUGAGGCGACACACGGGGGAGAAACCUCACUGGUGCUCGGUGUGCGGAAAACGAUUCAGACACCGGUCCAGUCUAGUGGAACACUCUCGCGUUCACAUCCAAGGGAGCGUUUACUCCUGCUCUGUGUGCGGCGCCGGAUUCACCGGGAAACGCGGUUUGGUGGCGCACAGGAAAACGCACAGCACAGAGCAGGCCCUUUCUUGCACCCUUUGUGGAAAGAAAGUGUCAAACGCGAGCUACUUGGCGUUACACAUGAGGAUACACACCGGAGAGAAAACACACCUGGAAGAGUCUCACCGGCUUGAUGAAGACCAAUCGAAAGUGAGAACAACAUCGAUGAUGUCACAGCCUGAGAAGUACAUUUGAUUCAAGUUCUCAAACUGGCGUUGAUGUGAAUUCUGUCAUCACCUGAGCAUCACCUGCUCACACAUUUAAGGAUGAACUUCAAAUAACCUUAACAGCUCAACUGAAUUUGACCUUCUCGCAACUUUUGAAUGAAUGUUUCAGUGCUGAAAUGAUCAAUUGAAUACUUCAAAGCAAAAUCUCUGCCGCAAGGUUUUGCACUUACUGUUUUUCCACAUGUAAAUGUUACUGCAGACUCAUGUAACAUUCUGUGUCAAAAUAUAUUGGCGAGACAGCUGCGGGAGAAGGUCUAAAGGUACCACCGCUAUUAGGCAGACCAUAUUGUAAUGCCCCCUACAUGUGGUCAAAAAUAAACACCACUACCGGUGCACUUUCAGUUGCCUUCACAAACUCACACAAUAAACAAGUAUGAAGCGCAUUCACACACGCGAGCUGCUACGACGACGACGACCGACUUGCACUCAACACACAGGGCAGGCUGCCGUAGGGUGAGCCACUUAAUCAACAACUGGACCUCCCAACAUCCUCCUAUUUACGCUCCCAUCUCUGGCACCCAUGUCACUCACCAAGCCAGCCAUCAGUAGUCCUGAACAUAGACAUUUGGGUGUUUUAUUCAAUUACUAAAUCCAUGGAUGGGAUAGUUGGAGAACGAUGAGUUGUGCAAAAAGUACUGGAACGCUGAAAAAAAUGGACACGCACGUUCAGAAGUAUAUAGAAGGUCAUACUGAGUUCUCCUGUUAAAAUGAUUCUGAGGGAGUUGGUCUGCCUUGAAAUGUCUGGAAUAACGAAAAUGUUAUUUUUCUGCCUUGUUAAACUGUUUAAGACUAACAGUGGAACUUCCAAAGUAAAUUGAAAUGUUAUGUUAACCGUUGUCUGCACACUGAAUAAAAGUUAUUUUGGGGACA